Molecule: messenger RNA, 2206 nt
Organism: Periophthalmus magnuspinnatus
Lineage: Eukaryota; Metazoa; Chordata; Actinopteri; Gobiiformes; Gobiidae
Gene: mpp1
Product: MAGUK p55 scaffold protein 1
Exons: 12
Coding region: 238-1644 (468 amino acids)
Cellular component (GO): cell-cell junction; plasma membrane
Molecular function (GO): signaling receptor binding
Source: RefSeq, a predicted model, not a curated record
AGCAGCAGCAGGCCCGUGUUUACUUGCUUUGUCAGCGGGGUCUGCUUCAAAGACAGCCCGUGCAUCUCACCGGCUGAUGAUACGAACCUUGGACCUUUAUCUGAGACUGCGUUAUCACAUCCACGGGACUCCUUAUCAGCUCUUUUUCGCUCUCUAGCAGCAUUUACAGGCCAGUCUCCUGUGGACUUUGAGCGGGGGCACGUAGGUCUCACAGGGUGCGUUAUCUACUGGGAGAAAAUGACGUUAAAAUCUAAUAAAAACGAUCCCACUGCGAUCCUGGAGCCGGUCAGCAGUGUCCGCACGGCACUCUCCGACUUGUACCUGGAGCAACUGCUUCAAAACAAACCAAAGUCUGACAAGGUUGAUAUGCAAGUGGAUGAAAACAAAGGAGCAGAGGUUUUUACAAACGGCAGUGCUGGACAUCUGAAUGGGAAAGAGAUGACUAAAAUGAGAGAAGUAGUGUUUGAAAAGAAUCCCUCAGAGCCACUGGGAGUCACACUGAAACUGAAUGACAAACAGAGGUGUACAGUGGCCAGAAUAUUACAUGGAGGCAUGAUCCACAGACAAGGGUCUUUGCAUGAAGGUGAUGAGAUAGCUGAAAUCAAUGGGAAAAGUGUGGCAAACCAUUCUGUAGAUUAUCUACAAAAAGUCCUGAGAGAAACAAAUGGAGCAGUCACCUUGAAGAUCAUUUCCAACCAGCAGAGUCGAUCUCGAAUCUGUGAGACUUACAUGAGGGCUCAGUUCGACUAUGACCCCUCCAAGGACGACCUCAUCCCUUGUAAAGAGGCGGGGCUAAAGUUUAGGACUGGUGACAUCAUUCACAUCAUCAACAAGCAGGACCCAAACUGGUGGCAGGGCAGAGUGGAGAGCAGUGCUGCAGACUUUGCUGGCCUCAUACCCUCUCCAGAGCUACAAGAAUGGAGGGAAGCAAGCAAAAGUAAAGCAAAAGAAGGAACACCGACUUGCAGCCCAUUUGGGAAGAAAAAGAAAUGCAAAGACAAGUACCUGGCUAAACACAGCUCUGUUUUUGACCAAUUAGAUGUGAUUUCAUAUGAAGAGGUUGUGCGACUUCCAGCUUUCAAUAGAAAAACAUUAGUGCUGAUUGGUGCACCAGGAGUUGGAAGACGCAAUAUCAAAAAUGCAUUACUGACCAAAUACCCUGACAAAUUUUCCUAUCCUGCCCCACAUACAACAAGACCCCAGAGGAUGGAUGAGGAGAAUGGAAAGGAAUACUUCUUCAUCCCAACCGAGAGAGAAAUGACCAAAUGCAUUACUGGAAAUGAGUUCCUUGAAUAUGGAAGCUUCCAGGGAAAUAUGUUUGGAACAAAAUUUGAGACCAUCUAUAAAAUCCAUGAACAAGGGAAAAUUGCAGUGCUUGAUAUUGAGCCACAGACCUUGAAGAUUGUGCGGACAGCAGACUUUGCUCCUCUAGUGGUGUUUAUCGCUCCCACCACGACUGCUGCCCAGGCGGAAUCCCUGCAGAUGAUCCAGAAGGAGUCAGAUGCCAUUUUGUCCACAUACAGACACUUUUUUGAUGUGAUUUUGGUCAACAAUGAUGUGGAUGAAAGUGUGAAAGGUGUGGAGGAGGCUAUAGAAAGUGCGUGCUCCACCCCUCAGUGGGUCCCAGUGUCAUGGGUGUACUGAUGAUGUCCAAAAGGUCCUAUGCCUUUUAGUAGUGUAAAUGCAAUAUGAAUUCUAAAUAUCUCAGUUAGUAAUUCCCCAGGUGUGGGCAGUCACUUUGGGUAAGCCUAAUUUUUAUUGGGAAACUUUGCACAAAGUAUCUAGUGUAUGUGAUAUCUGAAGAAAGCAAUAUGCUGAGUGUUUGUUUUGCAAAAAAUAAAAGCUUUAUCAGGGAAUGCUCAGUAGGGGUGUUUACAUACAUCCGUUGAAUACUUUUAUUGCAAUGUGGGAAAAUACAAAACUUUACCACAACAGAAUCCUUUCCUUUAGGAUUUGUUUGGACUUCAUCCUUCAUUUUGUGCAUCAUUCAAGUAUUUUUUUUGUUUUUUUUUUGUUUUCCAUGAAGUUUCAAAACUGUAUGCUCAUGUAUGUAACACCAGUGAAAUAUUCUGUAUCAUGUUCACAAACGCUUUCAAUCACUGACCAGUGAUCACAGCUGUGUCAUUGUCAAAAUGGUAUACCUCACGGGAUACUGUAAGCGCACUUUGGAAAAGAAAACAUAAAUAAAGUUUCUUUUAUGUUCAGC